AUGGCAGCGGGUUCGACGACGAGGUCUUUCCUUCAAGAUGCAGCCAUGGAAGAGGUCGUUUCGCCUCUCCGAGUUAUUCAGAUCGAAGGGCUGGUUAUCUUAAAAAUAAUCAAGCACUGCAAGGAGUUUUCACCGGCUCUGGUUACCGACCAGCUUCUUGGUUUAGAUGUUGGCAGUGUCCUUGAAGUUACUAACUGCUUCCUUUUCCCAGUCCGCAGGGAGGACAAGGAGAUUGAAGUUGAUGGAGCUAAUUAUCAGCUCGAGAUGAUGCGAUGCCCGAAGGAGGUUAAUGUUGAUAACAACACUGUUGGAUGGUACCAAUCAACGAUUUUGGGUUCAUAUCAGACAGUCGAGCUCAUCGAGACCUUUAUGAAUUAUCAGGAGAAUAUAAGGAGGGGUGUGUGCACUAUCUACGAUCCUUCAAGGUCUAAUCAAGGUGUCCUGGCUCUCAAGGCUUUUAAGCUAUCUGAUUAUUUUAUGGAGCUUUCUCGGGCUAAUAACUUUACCAGACAGAAGGAAUGGAGAAAUAGAAAAGUAAAAAGGGACCCAUGUUUUAGCAUGAUUCAUUUUGUUUUGAGAAAAGCCCAAGUGAAGUUGGGCUUGAGUAAAUUCUUCAAAUGGUCCUUCAACUAUUCUUGGUAA
Hibiscus syriacus is the source of this 642-nucleotide messenger RNA. RefSeq names its product eukaryotic translation initiation factor 3 subunit H-like. Gene Ontology annotation, molecular function: translation initiation factor activity; protein binding; metallopeptidase activity. Gene Ontology annotation, cellular component: eukaryotic translation initiation factor 3 complex; cytoplasm; eukaryotic 43S preinitiation complex. The coding region runs from base 1 to 642 and encodes 213 amino acids. The record is from RefSeq and is a predicted model, not a curated record. The transcript has a single exon. NCBI's taxonomy places the organism in Eukaryota, Viridiplantae, Streptophyta, Magnoliopsida, Malvales, Malvaceae.